CUUUUCGCCCGUGUCGGCGAAGAGCCAGAGGUGGCUAGUGGUGCCUCCCCAUCCAUCACCACCCCCACCUUGGCUCCUCGCCCUCCCAGGAGCUCCCCGCCUCCCGUCGGCACACACACACACAGACAGACACACACACACACAGACACACACACUCCUCCGUCGUGCUCCCGUUCACCCGAUUCCAGCGGGCUUUUAAGUGGCGCAGCUCGCCUCGGCUGUCCCGCAGAGAGAAGAGCAACUCCUCGUCACCGUGACCUGCACUGAGGCCCCCCCCCCUCCUCCUCCCUCACCCCCGGCAAAACAAGGAGUCCUUUUUCACCGCUGAACCUCCCCCUUCAACAGGUGUGGCAUUGGAUCCUCGCCUUUGUAGAAUGUGGGGGGUGGAGUGCCUCGGGUUUUCAUGCGAAUCUCUCUCGGGGCGGCUCUCCCGUCAAACGGUGAUGACUCUUGAACAGACCGGCCACAUCGUCUCCGCUGCUGCUGCUGCUGCUGCGACUGCCACUGCCACAAAUGUUCUGAGCCGAGCUGGCGAAGUCGGCAUGCGACGACGGAUCUUCGACUUGGCGCCGAUGAUGCUCUCUGCACCUGCGGUAUCAUCAUCAUCAUCAUAAACAACAACAACAACGAGAGUAGCAGUCGGAACGUUGCAGAAGAAACUCAAACCGGCGCCACUAACCGCGGCACGUUCCUUUUGGACAACCCUCUGCACGUGUCAAAACAGAGAGACGAGAAGAGCGUUGUAUUUGUUUCGCUCCUUCUCCGAGUGCUGCUGCUGCUUGUUUUUUUAUUCACGAUUCACUGCUCAGCCACGAACACCGCCAACCUCCACUCGGAGGAGUGAAGUCUCCGCGCCUACUCGGUGGACUUUACACACCGGGGGGGGGUGGUGGUGUGGUGGUGGUGGUGGGGAAGAGAAAAUAAACCCCGGCAGCGUCAGCAGCAGCAGCAGCAACCUCAGCUCGCAAAAAUCCCCGGGGGUAAAGUCGGCACCGUCACCAUGAACUCUUCCUUCCCGCUGCCCAAGCCGCUCAAGCGAGGCUCCGGUGGGGCAGCCGGGAGGGCAGCUCGCCUCGUGGUGCUGGGGCAGAGCGGAGUGGGGAAGACAGCGAUGACGGUCCGCUUCAUAACCAGGCGCUUUAUCGGGGAAUAUGACCCAACGCUAGAAACCAUUUACCGCCACUCGACGGGCAUCGAUGGAGAGAUGGUGCAGUUUGAGAUCCUGGAUACUGCGGGACAGGAGGAGGACAACAUGCUGCUGGAGGAAAAGAUCAAGUGGGGCGAGGGCUUCCUCAUUGCCUACUCGGUGACCGACCGCUGCAGCUUCGACGAGGUCAUGCGCCUCCGCUUCCUCGUCAACCACGCGCACGCGUGCGGCCGCCGGGGCCCCUCCGCGGCGGACCCGCCGCCCGCCCUCGUCGUGGCCAACAAGCGGGACCUGCAGUUCGACCGCAUGGUCUCCGUGGCCGAGGGGGAGGCCCUCGCCGCCGCCCUGCGCUGCCCGUUCGCCGAGGUGUCGGCGCGGGACUCAUACGAGGAGGUGCUGGCCGCGUUCGAGGCGCUGCACCGCGAGAUGCUGCGGCAGAGCGGCGGCUCGCCCGGCGCCCACAAGCGGAAGAUGUCCUCCAAGAUCAUGGACCGCAUGCCCCGCUUCCCGGCGUCGCCGUCCGUCAACGGCACCGGACGGACGUUCACGUUCAGCUCCAACUGAGCCCGAGGAGCAGUCGGAGGGGAGGCAGCAGCGGAGGAGAUAGAGGGGGUGGUGGGGGCGGCGCGUCCGUGCAGCCGCGUGGCUGUGAUAACCACAGCUGCAGCAGCAUCAGUGGCACACAGGGGAUUAUGAUGCUGGAUAAAUGUGGCUUUGAUGGAACACAUCCUUUGCAUGCAUGCACUUAUUGCAGCGCUGGGAGAAGUGAAUGACAUUACAAUGCAAUGUGAUUGCGUCUGUGGCCUAUGUACGCACAACUGCGUAGGCAAUGCUUGCAGGUGGCAGGCUGUGUUUAUUGCACUGUCCAGGCCAUUGGUACUGUCCUGUAUAUGUUAAGUACAAACUGAUUGUAUAUACUGUAGUUUUGAUUUCAAGCUUUCGUGACUGCAGGGAUUCAUAUUCUUGGUUCUUUCGGUAAAGUCACGUAGAAGGGAAACAAUAAAAUAAUAAAACAAUAAAAUUCUCACAACGUUUCGACUGCAACACAAGCAAUCAUCAUCAGGUGUGAAAAUCACAGAAAGAAAAAUGUUUCCCUUCUACGUGACUUUACCGAAAGUACCAAGAAUAUAAUGUAGUUGUCACAUCACAGCCAAGUGUCAGGGCUUCCCAAACACCAUUCAGCACGUCUCACCUUCAUUGGGUCAGCAGAGGCGUUCACCGUGUAACAGAACUCUGCAUUUGAAUGUCGAUUCGUGAAAAUGGGUUUAAGAAAAAUCAGUAACCCAAGUUAUAUUAGCAGGAGCACCCUAAAUCUCUUGAGGGUUACGUGGUGCUAGCUGGGGGCGUGAAAAUAAAUAACGAAUGUUCAGUGUCUUGGGUGCCCAGCAUGGGACGAAGUUCAUGUGUUAGGGAGUAGGAGUUCAUUUUUGGGAAACCACUCUUGAUUUAGUGGAGAAACAGGGUCGUUAAACACGUGAGGGUGAGCCAAAAGCAAUAGGCAUAAAUUAAAGCAAACUAAAAAGGCUGUUUAUCUAACUUAAGUGAAGCACCAAAUGUAAGUAUUGGGAGUUGUUUUGGUAAGUGGUCCUGUUGUGACUGGGCUGGAACCAUAGUCCCACUAAAUUUGGGAACCCGAUUUGAUCGGAGGCCGCUGCCCAGAUUCGAACUCCGCAUCUCGACAGCAGUGCCCAGCUAAGUACUCUAACCUCUGAACCACCCGGUCAUCUCCGCCAUUCACGCGAGGUGGCAAAAACAAGGGCUACAGAUAUACCACCCCCAAGCUUAGCUUUCCUGAGCCCCGAGCAGGCGUUCAACAAAAGAUGCCUUGUUUAAGUUAUUGUAUUUUCAAAUUUGCCAAAUAGGGAGUCAUGGCACUGAAAAACAGUGGAACGCUUUUGCCAAUGUUAUUAACAGCAUCAAGCCAAUUAAUCUGCUGAAAGGAAAAAAAAUGGGGAACCUUCAAAACUGCAGAAAUGAUUCCAUCUCUAUCUGUGACCCGAUGUUAUCAUGCAACAUUAUCAACAUUAAGUUUCAUCCACUUACCCAAGAAUGUACAGUAUGCAUGCUAAUAUACAUAUGAUAAAGCUCUUUCUCUGAGAAAUUAAUACCCGAACGUAUUCUAUUUUUGUGAGAGAUGAGAAUAGAUAUGCUAGGUACAUUUGCUAAAAUGCUGAUAAUGUUGAACAAUCCCGAACUGAAUUUUAAUCCAUUCCUCGGCAACUCAAUUGUGUUCCACCUCUCUGCAUUACAAUGAAUUAAGUGGAGGUCGUUGGAUUAAAAUCUCCAUGCACAGCUGCUACGUGAA
Molecule: messenger RNA, 3452 nt
Organism: Petromyzon marinus (sea lamprey)
Lineage: Eukaryota; Metazoa; Chordata; Hyperoartia; Petromyzontiformes; Petromyzontidae
Product: ras-related and estrogen-regulated growth inhibitor-like
Molecular function (GO): GTP binding; GTPase activity
Source: RefSeq, a predicted model, not a curated record